GGCGCGGCCUCCGCCCCACACUCGGAAAUCCUUCUGUGAGGGCGCCGCCCCCUCCGCUCCCCGGGUUUGCCGCGUUUCUUACAGUCCCCACUCCUUCGCUGGAGUCACGAGCUACCGAGAGGCCCCCCAGUCUGGUCCUGGGCCGGGGUAAGCACGAGUUGGGGAGGGCACGGUCCCGGAGAGCGUGGGAUCCCUGUCAGGGCACGGGCUGUCCCCCAGACUUUCACCUCUCGGCUUUCUGACUUUCUGCUGGGGCAGCUCGCACGUGCUGCGCUUCCGCUGUUCACCGAGAGUCACAACGUACAUUCUCUCAUUCAGUUCUGACAGCGCACUUCCGUGUAGUAGGCAGGUUUUCCGGAGGAGUAAACUGAGACUCAGAUCAUGGAACUUGCCCAAACCCAAGCUCGUCGGACUCCAACGGGCUUUUCAUUCGAGAGUAGGCUAAUUUACCCUUAGCUUCUCCUGUGCAUGCAAGCGCCGGGCCCCUCCGGGGCCCCCCUCCUUAACGGCCUGCUUGCACAGUAGGUCCCCAAUAGCGUGUUAGGCUCCUCUAAUUAACUAGGCUGAAACACCCAUUACCAGAGUCCUGAUAGAAAAAGCAGGUAGUCUGAGGGUUUUACAGGUGGGAGGAUGGUUUGUAGGAACAAAGUAGCUCAGGGGAACGUGCUGGAUCCCCGUAGCGCUCCUGGUUUAGGAAUUUGGUGGGGGAGGGGGGUUCAAAGAGGGCUCCAGAGUUGUUCAAGGCAAGUAAAUGGGUUACAGGAGUUGAGAUUGAUUAGCUUGAAGACGACCAGAGUGGGAGGGGUAGAGGGUGAAUGGAAGGGGCUGAAUAAUGUGCCUUUCAGGCCUCACAGAGGCCCACCAUCUGUGUGCUCACUGCCUUGCCAUGCCCAACAUUUUUGUCCAGGUGAAACCUGCUUAUAAUAGUAAUUAUUGUCGCGUUUGGUGAGCUCUGUGUGCUGGGCACUGUUCCAAGUACUUAAUCCUCUCAAACCCAAGAAGUAGGUAUUAUUAUUCCCAUUUUACAGGUGGGGAAAAUGAGGCACAAAAAGAUUACAAAGCUAGGUCAGUAGCUGAGCUGGUUUUGAACCCUGGCAGUCUGGGUUGAGCCCACACUCUCACUCACUAAAUAAACUGCACCUAACAUGAUGGGAACAUUAGCCUUAAAGGUAGAAAAGCUGGUGCGGAUGGCAGAGAGGUGUGUACUAGGGCAGCCCGUGUCCUUUUGCCUUGGUGAGGGCGGGUAAGAAACUUAGGGUUGGCUGUGUGUAUAUGGAAUCUGACUUCUCUCGAGCCAAUAUUCCAAAUUUUUGAAUAUGACAAAAAAACAAGAAAAACAAAAUCCAAGUUCUCACAAAGAGCUGCAGCCUUCAUUUAUGCUCCCUAAGAACGUUCACUAUCAUCUGUUGUCACCAUCAUUUCACAAAAGCAAGUACAUUUUAAUUCUCCUCAAAAGAAAACAGACAUCAUCUGAAUCAAAAGCGGAUACUCCUGGGAGCUUCCCUGGUGGUGCAGUGGUUAAGAAUCCGCCUGCCAUUGCAGGGGACACGGGUUCGAGCCCUGGGCCAGGAAGAUCCCAUAUGCCGCGGAGCAACUAAGCCCGCGGGCAUGACUACUGAGCCUGCGUUCUAGAGCCCGCGAGCCACAACUACUGAAGCCUGCGUGCCUAGAGCCUGUGCUCUGCAAUAAGAAGCCACCACAAUGAAGAGUAGCCCCCAGUCACCUCAACUAGAGAAGCCCGCAACCCCGCACAGCCAAAAAUAAAUAAGUUUAAAACAAAAACCAAAAGCAGUUACUCCCAAGAAAGGACAGUCCUUGACUGUCCACCAAUGAAUACACAUUCCUCUUUUUUUAAAAUCGUGCUGUGGACUAGCAGAAAUGUCACACUGGGGAUGCCUCUGCUUCUAAUGCAUCCAAAACAUUUGAGGGCAGAACCCAAAGGAAUGGGCUUAGGUAUAUAUAGCAGGAGGGAGUUAGGUUAGAGCCAAGAAAGAACGCUCCUUCUUUGGAGAUCUUUAAAGAGCAGGUGAGUACUGCAUUUGCUUAGAAGGUGAGGGUUGCAGGAUCAGCUACGUGGACUGGGGAGGCCAGUAGCUCUGGGUUCCACCUCAGAAAAGGACCAAUCCUCAGAUCUACUAGGGGAGCUGGAACCUAAAACAGUCCCUUCAGGCAGCCAUUUCCUGCCUGGAGUUCAUGGAGCUUGAUAGGUGGUCCCAUGGUAGUGGGGGGGGGGGCUCUGUCACCCUUCACUACAGGGAGUCCGUGUAGUCACCCACUGUUGGGCUGCACCCUGCAGGCCUGUAAGCCUUAUAGUUGCCCAGCCUUAGACUGAAGAAAGAGCCCGGAACAGCAACAGAGACAUUCAUGGUGCCGAAUUCAUGCCGGCGAGGCGGUAUAAGAACAGCCCACAGGGUUAAUAUAAUGGUGCCUUUCUCCAGUGGGAGCCUGGGUUAAUUACCUUAGUAGUCUUAGGUGGAGCCGGGUAUAAACCAGGUGAAAUCUGUAAAUCGCUUUCCAGUCCUAUUCCCCAUGGGACAGCAAACGCAAACCACCAGAGACUUACCUGCCAGUCCCAGGACCAUUUGAGAGUGUGUUCCUCUGGGGUAGAUCCUGUAGCGAAGGUAGCGAAGGCAAAAGUGAGUUACUGUCCUGAGAUAGUUGGCAGCGGUCUUUCGGUGGUCAACAGUUGAAUUUGGAUUGUAUUGACUAGUUGCCUCGGGGUUAACAUGGCCCUGGGAUGAUUGCUCCUCGGGUGUUCAGCUGCAGUUCAUAGAGCUUGAGUGAACCUCUGGUCCACCUGUUGAGAGAGCGGGUUUUCGUCUCGAUUGUUAAGUAAUCCUUUCAUCCUUUCCAUUAGCCCGGCAGGAGUGGGGUCGUAAGGCAGGUGGAAAUGCCAGUGUGUGUCAUUUUUAGCCGCCCAUUCCUGAACUUCAUGACUGGUAAAGUGGAUUCCUUUGUCACUGUUGAUGUCCGUGGGGUCCUGUAUAUCACACACAGCUGUACUAGACCCCAGAUAGUGGUUUUUUGCAUCGCUAGAUGACUCGGGUAGGCCUUUUGUAACGUCUUCCACCUGUUGUCAGCUGCAUAUCGCUGUUGUUCCAUCAUGCUGUAUAUCAUUGCUCUGCCCGCUUCCAUAGCCGGGGUCAGAAGCCCAAGGGUACUCUUAUUUUGUUGUAGCACAGGCCCCAACCAAACUUUUCCAGGUAACUGGCCAUGUCCAAUUCACAAGACUGUCCCUGAAUUAAUAUCCUCUAAAGCCUGUGUCUAAUUGUUUAGGGGUAAGAGGCUGGGGGUACGCUUGUCUUUUGUAGAUAAUCCAGGUCCUUGCGUUUGGUCUGUAUUCACCAGCCAUCCCCGUGCAGUCAGAUGAGCCACCAGCAUAGGGCUGCUACUUUUAAACUGGAAAGAGGCUCUGAAGUUAACAGAGUAGAAGAGAAUCAAUAUAAUGGAAGAGAAAGACACCUCUCAUGGUAGUCAGCUGCCACAGGGCCCCACAGGCUAGCGGACGGCCACCUCAGGAUGACCCCUGCAACCUUCCGUUCCCUGUCCUUACUUCACGACAUCUCGGUAGCUUCUUCGGCCUCCUGGCUGGCUCCCCAGUCGUUGGGCUGCACUGUGCAGUCCUGAAAGCCUUGUAGUUGCCCAGCCUCAAGAUUGAAGAGUCUGGAGACAGCAACGAAGACAUCAGUGGUUUAUUGGACAGGGGUGUCUUAAGCAAAAGGUUAAGACCCACCAAUCAUGGCAACACCCCACCGAUUAUGGCAGGCAGGCCAUGGCAGCAAUCUUUGCUGGAGAGGAGACUACUAUUUAUAGGGAGAAUUGACGUCAGGUUGACUUAUCAGUUACCAGGGAAACCAGCUGGGGCACAUCCGUCACAGCCCCUCAGAUUAAUGACUAUCACGAGGGCAGAUGUUUCCCUUUAAUAAAUUAGCAGGUAGAGCAGGGAUUAGAUCAGUCACUAGCUGGGGCGGGGGGCAAACAUGUUCACGUGAGUAGGGCACAGGUGGAACGGACUGGUCGAGCAGAGGAUGUACAAAGAGCAAGAGAACAGCCAUCUUGAAUGGCCUGACCAUACAUCCACCUUGGGACUGUGUAGAGUGCCAGGAAUGACCCUUGAGGAGGGCCGGGGAUGGGAGGGAAGAAAGGAAGAGAAUGGCCCCCUGGGAGUGUUGCCUGCAGCCUAGGGUGACACGGACGAAGGCUCUGAGCGGACAGACCUGGCUGGCUGCAGCAUCCUUGGGGAUGCCGUUUCCCUAUUUCCCCACCUCCUGCAAACCCAGGUGCAGUCCAGGGCCCAGAGCCGUCCAACAGGAGCUCAAGACCAGGCAGCUGAAGCCCUGUUCUGGUACAUCUCCGCUCAGUGCUGGCUCUAGGUCUGAGCCUGGCUUGGGUUCCUCCCUGUUCUGUACCGGAAGGUAAAUAUACACAGAGAGGAACAAGCAGAUGCUGGAAAAUGAUGGAUUGGCCUCGAGACUCUGCAGAACUUUGUAAAUUUCCUUUGUUGCCCAGGUUCUGAUUCUGGUGCCCUGGUUCCUGGCCCUGCUAGAGUUCUGGUUCCAGAAGGCCUUUGCUAGGUGCCUCGGGCAUGUGCUGCAUCCCCCAGUGCCGGGGGUAAAUGGACAUCUGGAAAGGUGUAGUGAGCCUGGCCACAGCCGCUGGGGCCAUCUGCCUGCUCUACAAGGCCAUCAGGGCGGGCAUAAAAUGUCAACCACCGCGCUGCUCUGCCUCACCCAUCUGUGUCGCCCGCCUGGCAGUUGAGCGAGAGCAGCACGGGCGGGACUCAGGUGAGCUCCGGAGGCUCCUCAACUCUUUGGAGUGCAAACAGGAUGAAUACGCCAAGAGCAUGAUCCUGCACAGUAUCACGCGCUGUGUGUACUUGCUGGAGUGCGAGGCCUCUGCAUGUACUAAUGAUGACAUCACGUUGGUGGGCUCCAUGCUGGAUGACAAGGACAACAGUGUCAAAAUCCAAGCUCUGAACACACUUAAAGCUUUCUCUGGCAUCAGAAAAUUCAGGCUGAAAAUCCAGGAACACUCCAUCAAGGUGCUGGAACUGAUCUCCACCAUCUGGGACUCGCAGCUGCACAUUGCGGGCCUCAGACUCCUCAACAACCUCCCACUGCCUGACUUUGCACAUCCACAGCUGCGAAGGGUGAUGCCUGCCUUGAUGGAGAUCCUGCAGUCAGACUACAUCCUGGCACAGGUGCAAGCCGCGCGAUUGCUGAGCAACCUGGCGCAGAAGAACGACCUUCUCUAUGAUAUUCUCAACUGCCAGGUACACUCCAACUUCCUGAACCUGUUCCAGUCCACACAGCCCGGGAGUCUGCUGCUUGAAGUACUGGUGUUUGCAGAGCGGCUGAGUGAGGGCCGGAGUUCACCCCACUACCGUGCUGUGAAGUGGCAUUACAAUGAACAGUCUGUGCACGAAGCUGUCUUUGGGGAUGACUCACGACUGGCAGACCGGCUGCUUGCCCUGGUCAUCCACCCCGAGGAGGAUGUUCAGAUCCAGGCCUGCAAAGUCAUAGUCAGCCUGCAGUGCCCCCAGGAUGUGGAAGUCUGGCCCUCCUGCCUGUCCAGUCAUUCCUGCUUUAAUAAUGCGGAAUAAAAUUAUGGAGAGCCAAUAAAUGA
Lagenorhynchus albirostris (white-beaked dolphin) is the source of this 5625-nucleotide messenger RNA. It is a transcript of the gene ARMC12, whose product is annotated as armadillo repeat containing 12. Lineage: Eukaryota; Metazoa; Chordata; Mammalia; Artiodactyla; Delphinidae. Gene Ontology annotation, cellular component: nucleus. The transcript has 8 exons. The record is from RefSeq and is a predicted model, not a curated record. Bases 4616 to 5602 code for a protein of 328 amino acids.